AUGGGAAAAGUGGUGGGAAUAAGGCGUGGUUCGGUAUAUGACGUAGAAACAGUAAAAUCAAAUUCAGAAUUCAUUAUGACAUUAUUUGGAGCAAAUUUAUGGCCCAGCAAAUACGAUUCGAUUUGGUUAACCAAUGCGGACCGUUGUGUGGAUUCGUUUCGCUUAAAAAAAGCUGUUUACUACAUGAAUGUAGUUGAUAAAUUUUCUUACGAAAACGCAUUGGUAGUAGAACUGAAAGAUGGCAUUCCUGAAGAUGACCACUUAUAUUUAUUAUGUGUUAAACCAUCAUUCUCCAACGAAGCGAUUGCAGCCAAUAUACGUGUGGAAAUGUUAGCAUCACAGAAUCCUUAUUGGAUGCCUUUCUCAUUGCAAACAAUGACUCUUAUUAUCGUAUUUAUGUUAACAAUGAGUGCGCUUUUUUCGGGCCUUAAUUUAUCGUUCACAUCGGUUGCAAUUAGCGAAUUAAACAUUAUUAUUCGUAUGGGCGAUCCAUAUAAAAGUCACUUGGCGAAAAAUAUCAUACCAGUACGCAAACAUCUCAACUGGCUCAUUUGUACGUUUGCAACAAGUAAUGCAAUCAUUAAUUGUGGAUUAUCAUUGCUAUUCGAAAAUUUCCUUCAAUACGUAAGUGAUGGUAGAUUACCAUUUCUUCCAUUAACACUUGUGACAUGUAUUAUUAUUAUUAUUUUUGGUGAAAUAUUCCCGCUGGCAAUAUGUAAUCGAAGAGGCUUGCAAGUUGCCAGCAAGACACGUUAUAUCACCUGGCUUGCAAUGAUUGUUUUAUCACCUGUUGCUUGGCCAAUUUCGAAGAUUUUAGAUAUUGCCCUUGGAUCUAAAGGAUGCGAAGUGUACGAUAGAAGUAAAAUAGAAUUUUUAAUUCUGGAAGCAGCAAGGACAAGUUCUGCAGUUUUUUCCGAAAUUCUAAAGAAUGCGAUCAAUCUGCCAAGAAUUCGAGUUGGUAAUGUAAUGACGCGAAUUGAUGAAGCAUUUCUCUUAUCAACAACAGAUGCCCUCGAUAAUAAACUGAUUCUUUCGAUCGUAGAAAAAGGCUACAGUCGUAUACCAGUUUAUGAAGGUUCAAAAAGAAGUAAGGUCAUUGCAGUACUAAAUGUCAAAGAUCUCAUCACAACUGACUUCAACAAAAGCAUUGCAGUCAUUGAUAUACUAAAGAAAUUAAAUUAUUUAAAACAGGUCCGUUUUGUGUGCGAGGAAAUGCAAGUAAAACCUUUACUAAACGAAAUGGAAGGGCAGGAUUUUGCAUUCGAACCAAAAGGUUAUAUAUCACAUCUAGCAAUGGUGGUGAAAUAUGAUAGUAAAAGUUACAGUCUUGUUGGCCUGAUAACACUCGACGAUAUCAUUGAAGAAAUAUUUGGAGAAAUGAAAAAAAUUCAGAAACAAUGCAAUGAUUCAGGCUCAACAAACUCAGUUUAUUUUAUCCAAAAUAUUGCUCAGGAAUUGUCGUUCGAUAUUCAGACAAUGCGUCGACUUUUCAAUUUAUGCCAAAUUCAUAGCCCAUCUGGCAGAGUGAAAAAAUCCACCGUUUAUAAACAAGGAUAUCCAUCCAGAUCGAUAACGGUAAUGCUGACAGGCGAGGCAUUUUAUGAGAACAUGAUAGGUGUUCGCGUAGCUGCCACUCCACUUGAACUGGGUGUCGAACUUAUCGAGCAAAUAUAUAUGCUAUGUCUUGAUAAGGGUAUCUUUGUGGAUUUAAGCAAUUUAUAUUUCAUACCGCUGAAAACAGUUUACGUGGAACCGCCAUUCCAUUAUAUUAAGAUCACGGUGCGCGCUAUAUUGGCAGCAAUGCAAAUAACGGAAGUGAAUGAAUAUCGUCGUGAAGUAAGCGAGGCGCGAGAUAUAAAAGAAGUGAAGUUUAGCACAUUGUCAACUGGACAAAAAUCAACCCUCAAUAAGAAGACACAAAGACUUGAUUCAACACAAAGUAUGAGCGCACCUAGCACAGAAGGUACAGCGAAGUGUAAAACCAAUAAAUCGUCACUUGGCUUAACCACAACCGAAUCAUUCACACCAGAGAAAACCUCGUGA
Molecule: messenger RNA, 2043 nt
Organism: Cercopithifilaria johnstoni
Lineage: Eukaryota; Metazoa; Nematoda; Chromadorea; Rhabditida; Onchocercidae
Source: the annotation of a GenBank genome assembly